AUGCCCCCCUGUGCCCUCAUAACCGGCUGCAGCGCCGGGGGCAUCGGCUCAGCCCUCGUCACGGAACUCCACGCCCAGGGCUUCAAAAUCUACGCCACCGCCCGAUCCACAACAAAAAUGAACCACCUAUCCGCCCUGCCCAACGUAACCCUCAUCCCUCUCGACGUCACCAACAAAACCAGCAUCACCGGGGCAGUAAACACCAUCCACCAGGAUUUAACUUCCCACAACGACACCCUCACCCUCCUAAUCAACAACGCCGGACAAUCCCUCGUCGCCCCCGCCCUGGACACACCAAUAGAUGAAUCAAAGCGUCUAUUCGAGGUUAACUUCUGGGGCGUUAUCGCCGUUGCACAGGCUUUUAUCCCUCUUCUUUUACAUACUAAGAAUGAAGGAAGUACCAUCGUGAACGUGUGUUCUAUUUCAGGCUUCCUAUACGCACCAUGGAUGAGUACCUACAACGCCACCAAAUCAGCCCUCUACUCAUGGAGCGAAACCCUGCGACUCGAACUCCAACCAUUCAAUAUCCGGGUUAUAUCCCUAGUCACCGGGACCAUCGCCACAAACAUCAUGUCACAUACCAACAUAUCCCUCCCCGAGAACUCACUCUACCAGAAAGCCCUUCCUGAGAUCCAGACCCGGGGGGUUGGAAAAGACAUACGGAACAAGACCCCGCCGGGGGAAUUUGCUCGGGAGGUUGUUAGGGAUAUUUUGCGGGGGGCGACGGGGCCGGUAUGGCGGGGGUCGAUGGCGUGGGUUGUUAGGGUUAUGGGUGGGAUUGUGCCUGUGGGGGUUUUGGACUGGGUAUUGAAGAAAGGGACUGGGUUGGAUCGGUUGCCUUGA
Messenger RNA from Aspergillus sclerotioniger CBS 115572, 843 nucleotides. RefSeq names its product SDR family oxidoreductase. The transcript is spliced from 3 exons. Lineage: Eukaryota; Fungi; Ascomycota; Eurotiomycetes; Eurotiales; Aspergillaceae. Gene Ontology annotation, cellular component: endoplasmic reticulum; lipid droplet. Gene Ontology annotation, molecular function: acylglycerone-phosphate reductase (NADP+) activity; triacylglycerol lipase activity. The coding region runs from base 1 to 843 and encodes 280 amino acids. Gene Ontology annotation, biological process: triglyceride catabolic process; phosphatidic acid biosynthetic process. The record is from RefSeq and is a predicted model, not a curated record.